UGCCUGAUCGUAGAAGCGGCAGUGUGACCGAGCAGUCAGCGUCAGUAAGAUUUUUAAGGACCACUGACAAACGUCAUGCAUUACUUCAGAGACUGAGGACUCGUUUUAGACGUUAAAUUAGACUUAAGCUUCAUCCUCGUUUGAAAUUCUUCACCCUCCAAAAAGCACACGAUGCCAGUGAAAGGAGGAAGAGUGGCAUACCCGACAAAAAACGGGAAUGUUGGAACCUCAGGAAUGGAGGAGACGGUUUGGGAGCAGUACACUGUGACUCUACAACGGGACUCCAAGAUGGGCUUUGGAAUCGCUGUUUCCGGAGGCCGUGACAACCCGAACGUGGACAGCGGAGAGACGUCCAUCAUCGUAUCUGAUGUGCUGCAGGGAGGGCCGGCCGACGGGCUGCUAUACGAGAACGACCGGGUCAUACAGGUCAACGCCAUCUCCAUGGAAAACGUGCCUCAUUCCUUCGCCGUGCAGCAACUCCGAAAAUGCGGGAAGGUGGCCAAGAUUACAGUGAAAAGACCUCGUAAAAUCUCCGUACUCAAGCGUCCCCCGUCACCAGGCACCGAUAGCCGUGACUACAACACGUCGGGCUACUACGCGGACGACACCCGGAGCGCCCACAGCGACCCCGACGCCGACUGGCACCGGGGAAACGGCGGCCUGGGCUACCCGCGCCACCGCGACCACAGCCUGGAGAAGAGCCGCGGCCCAGGCUACCUGGAACCGGACUACGAGCCCGAACGAGGGGGGUACCGGCGGGAACGGAGCCGGGGCAGGAGCAUGGACCGCUCGCCCAGCCCCGACCGCGGAUACCGCCGAGAUGGCAGCCGGGGACGGACGCUGGAACGGAGCCCGAGCCCGGACAGAGGUUACCGCGGUCACCACAGCAGGGGGCGUGGCACCAGCCCCGCGGGCAGCUACGACCCGCGCAGGUACGAGCCGCGCUCGGACGACAGGAUAAGCAGGAGCUACAGCAGGGACCGGCUGCAGGACCACUCGCCGUCCCCGAGCCGUGACGGGCGAGGACGAGAUCGAAACAACUACGAACCGUUGGAGAAACCCAUCAAUGUCCUACUGGUCAAGAACCGACCAAAUGAAGAAUAUGGCCUCCGCUUGGGCAGUCAGAUCUUCAUCAAAGAAAUGACCAGCACGGGAUUGGCUGCCCGAGAUGGCAGUCUGCAGGAAGGUGACAUCAUCCUGAAGAUCAACGGGACGGUGACGGAAAACCUGUCCCUGAGUGACGCAGGGAAGCUGAUUGAGAAGUCGCGAGGCAAACUGCAGCUGGUGGUACAGAGGGACAAAAGACAGAUCCUAGUGCGAAUCCCUCCCCUGGUAGACAGUGACUCAGAGCCCGACGAUAUCUCUGAAAUGGAGUCGUACCAUUCCUACUCCCCUCAGGAUGACCAAAGGUCACGGCAGUCUGACCUCUCCUCCCACUCAUCUAAUGACAUACCGCGAGAGAACCCAAGGGAGGAUCCUCAGAGCAGACUGCCCAAGCCUGUCCCCACACCCUCUCCCCUUAGGGCACCAGAGGGGCAGCCCACAGCCCAGGAGGAGAGAGCGCAGCCGCAGCCGCAGCCGCAGACGCUGGAGCCUCCAGUGAUCAAGACAACGCCAAAAAUCUUGCUGCGGCCAAGCCCUGAGGACGAAGCUACAUACGGGCCUAACACGGUAAUGGUGAGCUUCCAGAAGGGCGAGAGCGUAGGGCUGCGGCUGGCGGGGGGCAACGACGUGGGCAUCUUCAUCGCCGGCGUGCAGGAGGGCAGUCCCGCCGAGGAGGAGGGCCUGCGUGUCGGAGAUCAGAUCAUGAAGGUGAACAGCGUGGAUUUCCGGGGUAUCGUCCGUGAGGAGGCAGUUCUUUUCCUGUUGGAGAUUCCAAAGGGUGAGACCGUCACCAUCCUGGCCCAGAACAAAGCCGACGUUUAUGAAGACAUCCUGGUGUCGGGCCGUGGGGACUCGUUCUUCAUCAGGACGCACUUCGAGUUUGAGAAGGAACUUCCGCAGAGUCUGGCUUUCGGGCGAGGAGAGAUCUUUAAGGUGGUGGACACCCUAUACGAUGGCAAACUGGGUAACUGGCUGGCCAUUCGCAUGGGCAAAGACAACCAGCUGCUGGAGAAAGGCAUCAUUCCCAACAAGAGCAGAGCGGAGCAGAUGGCCAACGUGCAGGUCUCUCAUAAGGGCUGUAGCAGUGACAGGGCAGACUUCUGGAGGCUGCGUGGCCAGAGGGCCAGUAAGAAAAAAGACAUACGCAAGAGCAAAGAGGAAAUGAGCGCCUCAGCCGCCCUGUCCACCCGUUUCCCCGCCUACGAGAGAGUGGUGCUAAGAGAAGCGGGUUUUAGGAGACCUGUGGUACUGUUUGGACCAAUUGCUGAUGCUGCCAGUAACAAGCUGGCCACCGAACUCCCCGAUGAGUUUGUCAUUGCCAAAACUGAGCCCAAAGACGCAGGGUCAGAGAAGUCGUCUGGUGUGGUCCGCCUCAACACUAUUCGCCAGAUCAUCGAACAGGACAAACAUGCGCUCCUGGACGUGACCCCAAAAGCUGUGGACACUCUGAACUACACACAGUGGUACCCUAUUGUCAUCCUUUUCAACCCAGACAGUAAGAACGGGGUCAAGAUCAUGCGCCAGAGAGUCAUCCCCGGAUCCAACCGGAGCGCCCGCAAACUUUUCGACCAGGCUGUGAAGCUCAGGAAAACCUGCUCACAUCUUUUCACUGCUGUUAUCGAUCUGAACUCGGCUAACGACGCCUGGUACGGCAGCGUGAAGGAUAUUAUUCGCCAGCAGCAGACGCAGGCGGUGUGGGUGUCCGAGGGGAAGCUGGAAGGGACGGAGGGGGACCUUGACCUACACGACGACCGUAUGUCGUACUUGUCGGCCAUGAGUGCCGACUACCUGAGCAUGGACAGCCGAUUGGCCAGCGACUAUGAUGACACGGCCGACGAGGGUGGGGCUUACACAGACAAUGAGUUGGACGAACCGUUGGACCGCCAGCGUGUGUCGGCUAUCAGCCGUUCCUCUGAGCCAGUCAUGCCAGAGGAGAUCCUCAGGAAGUCCAGUCCAGAGAUCCGGGGACGUAUCCGCCGAGUCGGGAGCAGAGAGAUGCUGAGCGAGGCCAGCCCCCCCCCACCGCUAAUGUCCACCUUUUUACCAGACCCUGCCAAGGCAAAAAUGCCCCCCCGAGACGAGGCACCGCGUGGGCAUUACGACCCCUCUCGCGCCUACGACUCUCACUCCAGCAGCCCCGCAAGCAGCGACCACCCCCGCAGCCAGGACUCGCCGGGGGGUUACAAAGCCCCCCCGCCCCCCGUAGCCCUCAAACCUUACUACAUGUCCCGAAACCCCAUAGCCACGGUGGACGUCCCGCCACCCAGGGAACAUGAGGGAGUGGCAGAAAGCCCUGAGGACCCCUCCCAGAAAUCCUUCCUGGGAAAGGUGAAGGCGUUCGAACGACUGGACCACUACGCACGAGCACAGAGACUGGUGGAGCUCCAGGAGGCACAGAGUGCUAGGUUGGAAAUAGCUCAGAAACACCCAGACAUUUAUGCUGUUCCAAUAAAAUCACAGAAACUGGACCACAGUCGGCCACAGCCUAUUGGCUCUAGUUCAAGGCCAGAACCUCAGACCGUGACCUCCAAGCUGCCGUACUCAGAGAUCCGCCAACCAUGCCUCAGCGAGGAAGAGGAGGAAGCUUACCGAAGACAACUGUCCGAGCAGACCAAGCGGGGCUAUUACGCUAACACACAGAAUUAUCAGGACACGGAAUUAUAGACACAUACACACACGCACGCACACACACACACACAUACACGCACACCUCCCUUCUCCUCCUGCAGCCAAGCUAGGCCUACUACCCAGCUUCACCAUUCCACUGGGGCACUGCCCUGCACCAGACUGCUGCUGCUGACUUGGAAGCCUUUUCGCUUUUAAGUUCCUCACUCUCCUUUAUCUUUUUCACCCUGUUUUUUUUUUUUUUUCUUUUCUUUUCUUUCUUUCGGGCUUCAGCGAAGUCAAGGUCUCUGUCCGUUUGGACAGGAACUCAUUUUUCUAUAUAUUUGUGUUUUGUUUUGUUUGUUUGUUUUCAAGGAACCACUUUUUUCUUGCCUAUGCAAAAUAUUUCAGUUUCUGACUGAGCAACUGAAAUUUAUUUGCCACGAUUCCCUAUUCUGUGCUCCAUGAAAACCUUAAGCCUGUGUGUGCUAUAUAGAAACCAGCUUUUUUGUUACUCUUUUUUUUUUUUUCUUUUGUAUGUGUGGUAGCGAGAGAGAUG
Molecule: messenger RNA, 4267 nt
Organism: Chanos chanos (milkfish)
Lineage: Eukaryota; Metazoa; Chordata; Actinopteri; Gonorynchiformes; Chanidae
Gene: tjp2b
Product: tight junction protein 2b (zona occludens 2)
Exons: 23
Coding region: 172-3768 (1198 amino acids)
Biological process (GO): cell-cell adhesion; establishment of endothelial intestinal barrier; protein localization to cell-cell junction
Cellular component (GO): plasma membrane; bicellular tight junction
Molecular function (GO): cell adhesion molecule binding
Source: RefSeq, a predicted model, not a curated record